GGAUUUGAAAUAUGGAUGUACUGCAGGAACCGAAACCGAAGAAAAAAUGUAUUGUUAAAGAGUUUCCUCUGCCGAUUAUUUUGAAUGGGGAAGGCAUUUAUAAGUUUAAGGCAGUUUAUAGAGAUUUUUGCGUGGUGGUUGAGGAGGAUGAGAAUGUCAGAAAAUUAGCGUCAAUGGGAUGUUUUGGGAAGGCCAAUUUUUCCCGCAGUUUUCCUACGUUUUUACAGGAUAAGGUGGAAAUUUUAAGAGAAAGACAAUAUCAACGAAGAAAAGACUGGGGAAAAAUUACAGAAAAUAAAUUUAUGAGAAAAGUUUUAGUUGUCCCUGACAGUGAUAUAGAAACAGAAAUUGAUGAGUACUUGAAAGAAGUUAAACCUAGAUAUGAAGUUGAUCGAUCUGGAAUUACGGAAAAACUUUGGUUGGGUUUGGAGGAAUCGUUUUUUCUUUGCAGUGCCAUAAGAUGUUUAGACAUUUAUUAUGAAGACAAAGUUUUAAAUGAGGAUGAAGUUUGGAAUUUGUUUUCUAAACACGAUGCGCUUUUUCAAGAAAAUUAUAUCGCAUAUUUCUAUUAUAGAUCUAAAAAUUGGGUAGUCAAACCUGGAAUCAAAUUCGGAGGCGAUUUUUUGUUGUACAAAGAAGGUCCACACGCCUAUCACGCUUCCUUUGUGGUAAUUUUGGACAUACUGGAUGAGAAUUUGCAAAGAAAAGAAACGAAUUUCCGCCGAUCUAUGGACUACUCAAAAAUUUUAGGACUUAAUAGACUUUGUGAAACAACUGGAAAGAACAUGGACCGUUUGUUGAGAUUAGGCGGCGGAAUGCCCGGUUUGAGUCAAGCGCCUCCUCCGAACGACGCCCCUGUUGUGGACACCGCUGAACAGGUCUACAUUUCAUCCCUUGCUCUUCUGAAAAUGUUAAAACACGGCCGUGCCGGUGUACCCAUGGAAGUUAUGGGUCUUAUGUUAGGAGAAUUCGUUGACGAUUACACUGUUAGGGUCAUCGAUGUAUUCGCGAUGCCGCAAACCGGCACAGGUGUUAGUGUAGAAGCUGUGGAUCCAGUGUUCCAGGCAAAAAUGUUGGAUAUGUUGAGACAAACUGGCAGGCCAGAGAUGGUGGUUGGCUGGUACCAUUCCCAUCCAGGUUUUGGCUGCUGGCUUUCCGGCGUUGAUAUUAAUACACAACAGUCCUUUGAGGCAUUGUCUGAAAGGGCUGUCGCUGUUGUUGUUGAUCCCAUUCAGUCUGUUAAAGGCAAAGUUGUAAUUGAUGCAUUCAGACUGAUAAAUCCCAACAUGAUGGUUCUCGGACAAGAACCGAGGCAAACAACCUCAAACUUGGGUCACUUACAAAAACCUUCAGUUCAGGCUUUAAUCCAUGGUCUGAACAGGCAUUAUUACUCAAUUAGUAUAAACUACAGGAAAAACGAAUUAGAGCAGAAAAUGCUUCUUAACUUACACAAAAAAUCCUGGAUGGAUGGACUGACAUUGGCUGAUUAUUCUGAAAAUUGCAGUGUGAAUGAAAAAACGGUACAGGAGAUGUUAGAAUUGGCAAAGAAUUACAAUAAGGCAUUGGAAGAAGAGGAGAAAAUGACACCAGAACAAUUGGCAAUUAAGAAUGUUGGCAAACAAGAUCCCAAGAGGCACCUGGAGGAGAAAGUUGAUGUGCUAAUGACAAAUAACAUUGUUCAAUGUUUAGGAGCAAUGCUGGACACUGUGGUCUUUAAAUAAUAUCUCAUUUUUGUACUAAAUCCCUGCUGUAUUAAACUAUUAAGUUCAUCCAGAUAAUUUAUGUUAAAAAUUUAAUUUUUCAAAUAAAUUGGUUUCACUUUUCUUA
Messenger RNA from Aethina tumida (small hive beetle), 1827 nucleotides. Its product is annotated as 26S proteasome non-ATPase regulatory subunit 14. The coding region runs from base 12 to 1721 and encodes 569 amino acids. NCBI's taxonomy places the organism in Eukaryota, Metazoa, Arthropoda, Insecta, Coleoptera, Nitidulidae. The record is from RefSeq and is a predicted model, not a curated record. The transcript has 5 exons. Gene Ontology annotation, cellular component: proteasome regulatory particle, lid subcomplex. Gene Ontology annotation, biological process: proteasome-mediated ubiquitin-dependent protein catabolic process; tRNA splicing, via endonucleolytic cleavage and ligation; protein deubiquitination. Gene Ontology annotation, molecular function: protein binding; nucleic acid binding; proteasome binding.